UUAAAGAUGGAAACCAGAAGGGAUCUUCUCCAGGAAUCCAUAAAGUUAUGUUUGAAAAUGUCCAAUGCAACAAAAGAGUGCAGGUCCAACCAAACUGCAUAUCGACGGGAACGGAUCCAAUAAGAUCUUUAAAGGGGCUUGGGCUAGGACGUUGAUGGUGAUGAAAUCCAGAUGCUAUUAUGUUCUGUGAGCAUCAGACACAAAAGCCGGAGAAGAACGCCUGUCGCUGCAAGAACUGUGUCCUACGGCACUCCGAUAUACUUCCCUGGUCGGAGCCCAUUGGAUUCAUGGCUGAUCGCAAAAAUGAGAAGGACAACACUAAUCGCAUGAACACAUUUCAAUCAGCAGACAGUGUGGUUACCAUUGCAGAAACUAAUGAAAGGCAGACCGAUCACUACAAAAAUCACAACCAUAAUUUCAAUGAAACGGCUUAUACCCCAACUCGAAGUGGUGUCAGCUCUCCAACUUACGAAGCGGGUCCUUCUCCCACUCAGCGCGGUGGCACUUCUCCAGAUCCCAAUGAAGGCAAUACUCCACCUCGUAAAGGACAUUCACCAUCGCGGAUGACAACACAGCCUCCAGCUCAACCCACCAUCCUGCUGAUCGUAGUCAACAAGAACGAUCCACCACCGUACGGCCAAGGACAUAGUGCGGAAUAUCAAGGCCACCGAUAUUCAGAUUUGGGACCAAGGGGAUAUCCAGGUCCGGGACCGAGGGGAUAUCCAGGUUCAGGGCCCAGGGGAUAUCCAGGUCCAGGAGCCAGGGGAUACCCAGGUCCUGGACCCAGGGGAUAUUCAGGCCCGGGAUCUAGAGGAUAUUCCGCUCCGGGAUCUAGAGGACUUCCAGAUUCGGCCGGUGGACCACAAAGCAAUUAUUAUCCACCGCCCGGACCUACAAGUGGAACUGGACCCAGAGGAAGACCAAGUACUCAGAAUGCCCAUGAGCAUGCUUACUAUGACAGGCGCCGAUAUAGCGAAGCCCAUCAGCCAGGUUGGAAUAGAUACCGGGAUGACUGGAGGGGGCAGCCAAGAAGAUACUCCGAUGGUGCCUAUGUCGAGGAGCAUAAUUUCACUCGCCAGGCCGAAACCCGAAUAAAUUGCCAGUGCCCGGAGUCUUCGGCUCCCUCCGAAACACAAGCAUCUCGUCCAGAAACUGAUAGUCAAACACGCCCCAAAAGAAGGAGCCUGAAGCGCCUGGUGGGCAGCGGAGUCGGAUUUACUUGUAGUUGCCAAGGUCAAAACCCGAUGGCAAGUAAUCCUGGAGCUCUCAAAAACGAAAUAGAAAAUCAAGAGCUGGGAAAAAAUGGAGGCAUGGGAACACCACCCAAUACGAUCGACUAUCUAUCGGAAAGGGAAAGCCCGCCGGAUAUCCGGGAAGUAAUUGUGACCGAUGCCAAAAACAAGACGUACAAAUGCAUACAGGUGCCAAUUUGUAUCUCUACUGGAAAGCCGGAUACAUGUCGCUGUUGCAAAUGUGGUUCAGCUCCCGAUACGGGAAACGAUGAAUCCUUCGACGAGGACGCGGAAUGCACCUGCAAUCAACAGGGUAAAUGCACCUGUGUGGCCGGGAAUGGGUUACCCGAAGAGUUUGGCUGCGAGUGCGAUCUGACCAACUUGGAGCAAACUCUACGUAAGCUCAUACCCAACGCCGAGUGCUUAUGCUACUUGAAGAAGAAGCGCCGCAGAAAGCGAAAGAAGUGGUCCCCCAAAGUCUACUACGACCGCUUCGCCAGUCCUCCGUUUGUCCUGAAUCCCAAGCCGAGAUGUCUGGAGUACGGGCGCAGUCCAUACUGCAACCCGUGCUUUAACUCCUGCAGCUGCGCACCUGUCGCAAAGAGCUGUUACACCUGUGACUACAACUGUGGAGGAUGUUGUCGCUUUUGAAAUACCCCCUAUGAAGUUAAAUGCCAGCCCUAGCAUGUACAUAUCCUCAACACUUACUGAGCUUACGCCAGAAAGCUUCAUAUAAGUUGUUUUCUGUCGUCAUCUGACACUUGUUGGGGAUCUCAAAGGAAGCUUAUAAAAUAGUAAUAAUUCGGAAUUAUAAUUAAAGAGCCCUUUAUCGGAGAAA
This is a messenger RNA of Drosophila yakuba, 2070 nucleotides long. RefSeq lists its product as uncharacterized. NCBI's taxonomy places the organism in Eukaryota, Metazoa, Arthropoda, Insecta, Diptera, Drosophilidae. The coding region runs from base 180 to 1883 and encodes 567 amino acids. The transcript has 9 exons. The record is from RefSeq and is a predicted model, not a curated record.